Messenger RNA from Plasmodium cynomolgi strain B, 1593 nucleotides. RefSeq lists its product as hypothetical. The record is from RefSeq and is a predicted model, not a curated record. The coding region runs from base 1 to 1593 and encodes 530 amino acids. Lineage: Eukaryota; Apicomplexa; Aconoidasida; Haemosporida; Plasmodiidae. The transcript has 2 exons.
AUGAAAAACAGCUUGUGCCUAAUUUUCUGUUUAUUUUUUCUAAACGAGUUUGCAUGUGGGGAAAGGGAAGAAACUAUUGACGCCGUCCCGAAUGUGGCGGUCGUAAAUUUGGAGAAGCCGACUUUGAGGACUCUCCUGAUGGAGAAUCCAGGGGUGGUCGGUGAGGAGGUCAGCGAGGGGGUUGCCAACGGGCAGGUUGUCAAUGAGGGUGUCCCUAGUGAUGACUUACCUGUAGACAGAGUAGCCACCGAAGAAGUGUCACCUGAAGUGGCCCCCUCAGAUGACGCUCCAUCCGCCCUCUCAGUCGAAACUGCAGAAGGGGAAAAUCAAGAAUCGGAGCAGAAAACGCCCCCAGACAAUGCAAAACAGAGUGAUGCCACCCCCGUCGAAGUUACUCACGGUGUGAAUUCCGUAGUAGAGAAUGAGGAGGGAAAACACGUAGAAAAUGACUCCCCAGUGGUGACGAAAGGUCAGCAGGAGGAAGGAGAAGAAUGUUGCAACGAAUGUAGUACACCUUGCGUACCUGAAUGCACAGAAGGUGAUAAUAAUUGCCCAGAAAAAUGUAGCACUGAUGAUGCAUGUACAGAGGACUGUGUCGUUCAUGAGAACUGCGAAGUCGCUGAUUGUCCAGAAUGCUCGGGAUGCCCAAAGGACUCAGCAUGCUCAGAAUGCCCAACGGACUCAGAAUGCCCACAAUGCUCAAAAUGCCCACAAUGCGCAGAAUGCCCACAAUGCUCAAAAUGCCCACAAUGCGCAGAAAACCCACAAUGCUCAAAAUGCCCACAAUGCGCAGAAUGCCCAGAAUGCUCAAAAUGCCCAGAAUGCUCAAAAUGCCUAGAAGACUCAACAUGUGAUGAAUGCGCAAAAUGCCCAGAAGACCCAGAAUGUGCCGAAUGCAAGAGGGAAUGUGAAAUGCGAACUGAAGAAGGGGAAAAUCAAGUAGCGGAGGAGAGAACGUCUGAAGACAGUCCACAAACGGUUGAUACACCCCACGUCGAAGUUGUUAACAGUGUGGAUCCCGUAGCAGAGGAAGCGGAGGGAAAACAACCCGAAAUUGAAGACAACUCGGAUGGUGAAGGGGCCAACAAUGUGAUACGUGAAAUAUUUAACGGCCUCAAAAAUGUUGAAGAUGAGGAAGAAACCGUUUUAGAGGAAACUGAUGAGGAGGAAGGAGACCAGAUGGUCGAUGAAAAUGAGGAAGAAGAGGAGGGAGAGACAUACGAAGGGGAAGAUACCGAAGAUGUUGCACUCGAUGAGGAGGAUGAAGAGGGUGAAAAGGAUGAAGAGGGUAAAGCGGGUGAAGAGGGUAACGCGGGUGAAGGAGGUAAAGCAGGUGAAGAAGGUAAAGCGGGUGAAGAAGGUAAAGCGGGUGAACAGAGUGUGGAGGAACAAAAUGCAGAGGUCCCAUUCAUUGACACUGCAACAAACAACAAAGGAGUUCGUAACAUUAAAACAGAAACCCAUAAUUUAGUAGCUGAUUUGAUUACCAUACUGAACGCAGAUAACGGAAUCGACCAAUCCCUCAAAGCGUUAGCAAAGGAUAUGGCUCAAUAUUUUUUAAAUCACUUAAACGCGGAAAAUGAGAUUGCAUGA